CUCUCUGGCGUCUUCUGUGUGUAUCUUUCUCUCUCGCACACACCGUCGUUGUUGCAGCAGCAGCGUGUGCAUGAAGGGGUGUCUUGCCCUCUGCUACACAGUAACCCAUUCUACAGGCAUGGUGAGCGUUCGAGUGCGUUCCGGCCCCAUCUUACCAUCGGAGCCUUAUACCGUCGCGUGUGGCGCUCUGUUCCUUGCCGUUCCUACUGCUUCGAUUGGUGGUGCUGCUGCUACUGCUACUGCUACUGCUACUACUACGCUCUCCUGCGUCGAAAGGCUGCGUGCGUGUGUAUACGGCACACAACACGAAAACAAAUAGGACUCUGGUGCGUGUGCGUACGUGUGUGCGUUUGUGGAGCAGACAGGAAGGCAGGACAGAUUGACUGAUGACUACUAGUGCUAGUGGCUAGAGAGGUGGCUGCUGCUGCUGCUCCGUCCCGUCCCUUACUGGACUGACACAGAAGGCAUCUAGCGCUGAAUGCUGGAGUGCAAUAGUGCGCGGUGGUGAGUAGCGAAUGGUUGACAAACGAAGUGGUGGAGCCUGCCUCUAGAGACACGUUCCUGGCUGGCUGGCUGGAGAGAGCGAGCUACCUACCGGGCUCCUGGCUCCUGCUGCUGGUUCCUCGCCCGCCGUUCCGUGAAGGGCCGCCUCUAAGUCUCUAAGUGCUCCACUCCAGCCGCCAACAGCAGUCUCAGUGUGUGCGUGUGCGUGUGUGCGUGUGUGUGUGUGCGAAGGACCCCCACCGGUUUUGAUUCCGGGCCUGUCGAACCGAUCAAACAGAACAGACCAACGACAAUAACAACCACAACAACAACCAGCACAUCAACAACAAGCAACAAACAAAAAAACAACACACGGAGACAGUGCGCGCCGCCAUUCAACCGAGCCGCGACCCGUGCCCCCGAGGCCCUGACCACCACCACCACCAACCACUACCACUCUUCCUCUGGACACCGUUAGUGGAUUGUUGUGGACGCGUGUGGCGUGACCGCGGAACGCGCUAAGAGUCAGAAUGCAGAUACAGCACGUCCGGGACCUGUGCGCCAUACCGGGUGCGGCGGCCGAGCUCAACUGUACGGGCGAUAUACUGUCGGUGCAGAACCUGCUGCCGCAGCUAGCGGCACCGGAAAACAAGCCGCACCAGUGCCAGCAGUGCUUGAAGAGCUUCUCCUCCAACCACCAGCUGGUGCAGCACAUCCGUGUCCACACCGGCGAAAAACCCUACAAAUGUUCCUACUGUGAUCGGAAGUUCAAGCAGCUUUCCCACGUGCAGCAGCACACGCGACUACACACCGGUGAACGCCCGUACAAGUGCCAUCUGCCGGAUUGUGGGCGCGCAUUCAUCCAGCUGUCCAACUUGCAGCAGCAUCUGCGCAAUCACGAUGCGCAGGUCGAGCGGGCGAAGAGCCGCCCGUUCCACUGCAACCUGUGCGGCAAGGGUUUCGCCACCGAGUCCAGCCUCCGGACGCACACCUCGAAGGAGCUGCAGCUGCAUCUGGGCGUGCUGCAGCAGCACGCGGCCCUCAUCAGCAACUCGAACAGCGUCACCUGCAACGUGUGCAGCAAGAUCUUCCUCGGUGUCGAGGCCCUGAACGAGCACAUCAAGUACACGCACAAGGAAGUGGCGGUGAAGCGCCGCGUCGCGAACCAUCCGUGCCCGAUGUGCGGAAAGCACUACGUGAACGAGGGCUGCCUGCGGAAACACCUGCUGACGCACCCGCGGACGCCAUCGUUCCGCUCCAACCUCCAGAUGUGGCCCUGCUCGGUGUGCCAGGCAGUGUUCACGCACGAGUCCGGGCUCAUCACGCACAUCGAGCAUAUGAAGAUGGACCCAAAGCAUCAGUUCGCGGCCCAGUACAUGUUCACCAAGGCGGUCGUGGAGCAGCGCGAAAAGGAAUCCGCCGGUGCCGCUGGUGGUGGUGGUGGUGGAGGUAGUAGUGGUGUUCUCGGUGCCGGCGGUACCGGCACCGUCGGUGGGCUGGUCGGUAUGGGUGGCGUAGCCUGCCUGUCCAGCUCGGCGAUGGUGGCGGUCAAGGAGCUGACGCACAACAGCAUAUCGCCGCUCAACUACUCGGAGAACUCGUCUACCAUGGGCUCGGAGAAGAACGGUGAAGGCGGAGGAGGAGGAGGUGGUGGUGGAGGUGGAGGUGGAGGCACCACUAGCAACGCUGGCGGCGGAUCGGGCGCUAGCGUGUUCGACAAUCACCGGCUAGCGAAUCCGCACGGGUUGCAGUUUGGCAGCGGGACCGGUAGCAACGCCGGUACCGGCAACCACAACAACAACAACAACGGUGCCGGCAGUAGUAGUAGUGGCGGCGGCGGUGGCAUUAGCGGUAGUGGUGGCACCGGUAGUGGCGGCCUGGCGGACGGACCGCUCGGUUGCGGGGGGAACGCCAUUAUGGAGAACAAUAAUAGUCAAUUUUCGCGCAUGAUGAUGAUACAGGAACCGAAGUUCGAGCCGGAUCUGAUGCUACCGGCGGAUGGUACACCGUCGGCGGUGCAGGCGGCCGUCGUCAACCUGGCGACGGCCAUGCGCAUCGGCCAGACGUUCAAGAACAGCUCGAUGCACGGUGGCGGUGGCGAUCUGCACGGUAACGCGAACCUUGCUAACCGUCAAACCUAUCCCGUGGCGUCUACAGAGUCCUCGCUCGGGCAGAACCACUGUCCGGCCACCUCGGAGACGGCGAUCCGGAUCCAGCAGGCCGAGGCGAUCCUGCGCUCGCAGGCCGAGGCCGCCCUGCGGUUGGCCGUCUCGCAGGCGCAGGCCGUCGUCUCGUCGAACGCGGGCAUCGGUGCCGGGGGAGGAGGCAGCGGCGGUGGCGGUGGCGUCGGUGGCGGCGGCGGCGGCCCUGGCGGUGGCAUCGGUAGCGGUAUUAUGGGCGGCAGCGGCAUUGGGGGCGUUGGUGGGGGCGGUGGCCUGCCCCUCGGUAGCCUGUUUGGCCACAACCACCCGCACGGCAUCGGUGGUAGCGGUAGCAGCGGUAUAGGUGGUGUGGGUGGGGCCGGACUUCUCGGUCGGUGCCACGAUGAUACCCGCUCCAACGACAACUGCGGCCCAUUCGAUCCGAACGGUGAGCAUUUACGGGCGGCCAUGCGCGAACACCAUCACCAUCAACAGCAACACCAGCAAGCUAACGACGACUGUCACCCAUUCUCUCACAGCCCGGUACAACGUAAUGGCUUAGACUUAACCGACGAGUUCCUAAAGAGUGAAAACGUGCUGAAGGGAUGAGCCUAGAAGGGAUACGGCCUGGGGGGGAGGGGGAGGGCACUUUACUACGUGAACUAAACACACACACACACACACACACACACACACACACACACACACACAACACACAACACACAACACACACAUACACCUAGGGAAGAAAGAACCGCUCCUUUCGGAGGAGGAGGCAUACGCUGGGAGGCGCCCUUUGCAUCACCAGGACCCAGGAACGAAUGGACCGGGAGCGGGAACACAACGAUGGCCAUGGGAGGGUGCAGAAGCGCGGGGAGCGUCUCCGCUGUCGACCGUUUUUUUAGGUGAAGGCCCGGGGCCAGGCCAGCAAAAUGCGACCACGACCAGCAGCAGGAAACUGAAAUGAGGGGAAAAGGGGGGUUCACAAACACACACGGACACACUUCACAAACACACAUACACACACGGACACACGGAAUACAUAAAACACACGCGCGACACCACCAGAUGUAACAAAUAUUUUUUUCAUUAAAUUUAUAUAAGAACCUAAAGAAAAGCAAAACGGCAGAGAGAGAGAGAGGGAGAGAAAACAGAAAAAAACGAAAAACAGAGGAAAACUAACGGGACUUGAUGUGUGAAUUGAUAAAUAACUCGAAUUACAUUUAAAAAAAACUAUUUAAAAGAAAACGAAAAGGGAGGGCAGCAGGAAGAGAAACAAACAUUUGCAAACAGAAACAGAAUUGGAA
This is a messenger RNA of Anopheles darlingi, 3931 nucleotides long. RefSeq lists its product as uncharacterized. The transcript has 7 exons. NCBI's taxonomy places the organism in Eukaryota, Metazoa, Arthropoda, Insecta, Diptera, Culicidae. Bases 1014 to 3233 code for a protein of 739 amino acids. Gene Ontology annotation, molecular function: RNA polymerase II cis-regulatory region sequence-specific DNA binding; DNA-binding transcription factor activity, RNA polymerase II-specific. Gene Ontology annotation, biological process: regulation of transcription by RNA polymerase II. The record is from RefSeq and is a predicted model, not a curated record.